GAUAAACCUUGCCUGAAAUAAUUAACACGUUUCCUCAUUGUCUCUCUGGGAGUACAUUUCCCGUGGACUUUGUCAGGUGCACCUGAUGAAAUGCCCCGAUGUCGCGCAAGGUCGAUUAAAGCGCGCUCAGCUGGCUGGAACGGUUCGCACGGAUUUUUUGAAUAGAAUACUCAGCGUCUGAGGACGCUUUCGCUGGUUUCCUUGGGAUUAUGUAACAGAAUAAUGCUGAGCAGCGUGGCAAAGCAUGUGUUGCAUUGUUGCCUCCUAACAGUGGUCGUACUGUUUUUUGAGUUCUUGUCGGGUGGUUUGCGUUGGAAUUCAGAGAAAAAGGAACAAUUGAAUCCAUGGAUUCAGUAUGGCUUUCUCGGAGCCUUAACCUUAUAUUUAUUGCGGACCUUGACGUUCCUAUCGUUUCCUCAGGUUCUUUUCAACUUCGUAGGCCUGACGAUUUACAAUGCCUUUCCAGAUAAAGUCAUUCUGAAAGGGUCUCCUUUGCUCGCUCCCUUUAUCUGCAUUAGAAUCGUAACCAGAGGAGAUUAUCCAACUUUGGUGCAAACGAAUGUUAGAAGAAACUUAAACAAGUGCAUUGAAGUCGGCUUGGAGAACUUUCAGAUCGAAGUUGUUAGCGAUAAGCCGAUCGGAUUGACUCCACACCGAAGAAUCAGGGAAGUGGUGGUGCCACCCACUUAUCGCACAAGUAGCGGUGCACUUUUCAAGGCACGAGCUUUGCAGUAUUGCUUGGAAAAUACAGUUAAUGAACUUGCCGAUCAUGACUGGAUCGUGCACCUUGACGAGGAGACUCUUUUGACAGAUAAUUCCAUUAGAGGGAUACUCAACUUUGUUCUCGAUGGCAAGCAUCAGUUCGGACAGGGCUUGAUUACGUAUGCUAACGAAGAUGUUGUCAAUUGGAUUACUACAUUGGCUGAUAGCUUCAGGGUGGCUGACGAUAUGGGCAAGUUGCGAUUGCAGUUCACCAUGUUCCAUAAGCCUUUGUUCAGCAUGAAAGGGUCUUACGUCGUCACACAGAUGGGUGCGGAGAAGCAGGUGUCAUUCAACAACGGCCUGGAUGGCUCAGUGGCGGAGGACUGUUUCUUCGCCAUGAAGGCCUUCUCCCAGGGGUACACCUUCAACUUCGUUGAUGGUGAGAUGUGGGAGAAGUCUCCGUUCACCCUCUGGGAUUUCGUGCAACAGCGUAAACGCUGGCUCCAGGGUAUCCUGUUGGUGGUGCACUCGAAGGACAUUCCGCUUAAGAAAAAGCUACUUCUUGGGAUCUCGUGCUACUCCUGGGUGACGUUGCCCCUCUCCACCUCGAACGUCAUCCUCGCAGGGCUAUGCCCUAUCACCUGUCCGCCGAUAAUCGACUUCCUAUGCGCCUUCAUAGGCGCUGUCAACAUUUACAUGUACGUCUUCGGAGUGGUCAAGUCUUUCUCUCUGUAUCGCUUCGGAGUGGCGCGGUUCGUCCUCUGCAUAUGUGGCGCUCUCUCGACCAUUCCCUUCAACCUGAUCAUCGAGAACGUCGCCGUGAUAUGGGGAGUUUUCGGUAAGAAACACAAAUUCUACAUUGUCAAAAAGGAGCUCAGACAAACGGUCUAGGGUAUGGCGAUUUGUGUGUUAAUCCCGAUAGUUCCGAAUCGGCCCGCUUGGGGCGCUCGAGUUUCCUGUGAAAUGGAGAUCCUCUAGUUGCCAAGUGCACUGUUAACGUGAUGUGAAAGUGCAGUCAACGAGAUCUACUUUAUGAAAUUUAUUUCCUAAAUUGAAGAAGAACUGAUAUAUGUGCAGUGUUGAAGCGUAGGUAGUUGGCUACUAAAGGAUCUCUUGUACGGUAACGCAAUUUGUACCUGUAUCUCUGAGCGACUAGUUGUAUCAAUUAGAGUCCUGCAAAUCAGACUAGCCUGGAGGGGACACGGAUUGUUAGAUUAUGUUACUCACUUUGUGUAAUACGUAGUUUUGAACAUAGUAUAUGUGUUCAUUUUGGCUUCGGGUUCGUUUGGUUAAGAAUAGCAGUACGUAUGAAAUGGUUCUUUCAACUUUUUACGUUAUUAUUCAUUGUCUUUUUUUUUUCAAGGAGUGUCGAGAAAUUACCUUUGAUAUCGUGACUGUUUAAUUUUUGCUGGAGCGAACAUUGGCAUUGUUCUUGCUCCUCCGCUACUCUCGGUUAAUAUUAACUGGUCAUUUGAAUAUUUGAAAGACAUGUGUAAUCUUUAUUAUGCAGCAUGUUGCGUAUCUGUACUUAAAUGUAUUUCUGAUGAGGUUCAUGAUUUUUGGGGUUCUUAGUUUCAUUUAUGAUAUACGUUUAUGAAUUCUAAAAAAGUCACGUUUACGUACUUAAUCAUCUUAUAAGGAGAAUGAUGUGAGGUUCGUUGUCACGGUUCUAUUUAUUUAGCACUUUUGAAUGGGUGGAAACAGUUUUGCAGAAAUGUUGGCUGUAUCGAAAGCUAGAGUUCAGUUUGGAAAGACCGGUCUGGCCAGGUUUGCAGGAUUCUGUCAGCGAUUCAUUUCUAAGCGUAGCAUCAGGUACGAUAUGCUUGUUCGGCUUUCAAGAACCGAUUGUUAGCUGUGAGCAAAGUACGAACAAAGAUGUUGAAUCGGAUUUGAUGUUCAAGAUAGUUAGUAAGUUUAUUUUUUAGUUAGAACGUGUUUUAUUCACGAGGAGGUCCUAUCCGUAGGUCAUGAAUCUCUCAGUAGGAUGUUCGACUUUCAGGUUGAACUCAUGCUUUCCAGCAAGAUCUAAGAGUGUAACAUAGGCUUUACGUUGUAAACAAAUCUUCUCCAAAUGAUAUUUAGGGGCGAUUGUUUCUUCGAAUCUCUUGUAUCCGAUAGAAGUCAUCCGGGGAGCCUUUUCGAGUAUUUUUCAUUUUUUUUGAAAGAAUAUAGAUUAGUUCGAUCGACGCAGUGCAUCGUAGCACAAGCCAGAAAGACAAUGAGCGCUAUGCGAUGGGUCUGAAAGACUUCUUAAUUUAUUAUUAUUUAUGUAAUGUUUAAAAAAGAGGAAGAAGCAAGCGACAUACUUUGAUUUGAAGAAAAUUUCGUAUUUCAGUUCCUGAUUGAAAGUUAAGUCAGCGGAUCAGUCCGUGGCCUUUUUUUUUUAUUUUUAAUCUACUUCCUAAUGAUUGUUCGGUUUUAGGCCUUAAUGUUGAACUAUAUUAUAACGAUUGACAUGUUAGUGUUUAGCAGUCGGCAAGAAUUUCAAGAUGAAUUUACUGAAUCAAGGUUUGAUUUAUUUUAACCUGCACACUCAGCCGUAAAGUUGUGGCGUUUAGUUGACUUUGUGGCUUGCAAUAGUAUGGUACUUAUUCCUAAGAUUAAGCAAUAAUUGAGCUCCGAAAUAAGGCGAGUAUUUCUUAGAGGGAUCGAGGCAAUGCCUUUGGCGCGAUUUUUCAGUAUCUAGUCCAGCGAGGCGUGUAUCGAUGGCUAACAUAACCUCUCUUGCUCCGACUUUGUAAAGCCAUCUGAAGCCGCAGUAUUAGGACAAGAAAUUAGACUCGCAGCGAUUCUAAAACUAACAUCUGGCUAUAUAUUCGAGAUAAAUCAAAUCUGCUUAAAAAGUGCAUCUGCUAGUUGGAUAAUUCAAGUUCAUAGAAGAAACCGAACCAUUAAUCGUCAACCGAGUGGGAACUGCGGAUGUUAUUUUAAUGCAGAUUUGGGUAAAGCUAUUCCAUGUUUAUAGUCAAAUGUGAGUUAUCAAUUAUGUUAGUUUUAAUUACAGGGCAUAUUAGGAGAAACUGCACAAUGGCAAUUUCUUUUUCUUUCUGGUAGAUCGCUACUAUGAGAACGAUCCGGAGGCGAAUAUUUGGGAAUGUUUCUUUUUCUUAGGUCGAAGGCGAAAUGUCGACGAAUUCAAAGUCUAAUGCACUACGCCAUGUUGGGUACUAAGGCGCGACUUUUGCACCGAAUUUUCUAACGCGAUUUUCCACGGAAACAGUGCGAGAUGGAGAAUAACGCUUCUUACGGAAUUUGUAGAACGUAACGUGAGGAAGAACUUUAGUCUGAAACAUAUUUCGAUGCGAAGCGCCGUUUGAAUGGAACGUCGAAUUUCCUUCGACGGUGCGACGCAGCUGACUGUACUCGUGGUGCUUUCAAUUGCGCGUGAAAUUAUAUUCAAACUCGAUAGAAUUAAUUCGGAAUCUCCAAAGGCGGGCGAUUUGUCGAAAAGUAAUGCAAUUUGGAAGAAUGAUCGUCAUUGACAGGCCGAAAUUGUUAUUUAGAAAGGCGGAAGACAAUUAAUAUAAUGUGGGAACAUAUCUGUACUCUGUGUAUAUCCUCAGUGUUCGACUAGAGUCAGUGGGAUUGAUAUUUACAAGUCAAAGGGAGACAAAAGAUACAAAAAAGAUUGUAAAUAAUCAGUGGCACUUGCUGAUUGGGUGUGUGAGUGUCUCGACAAGUAUCCAUAUCGAGUCGGUGAAGUAUCGGUGGAUGUUAUUAGAUUUUUUGGAAAAAUUCUUCCCUUGCUCUUGAGGUCUCUUUUAUUUACGGGAUUUGCCAGUAAUUUUAAGCACUCACUUUAACGAAUAUUUGGAUAAUCGCGUAUUUUGCAGUAUUAGACGUAAUAACUUAUUGGAUUGCUACGCAACGGUUAAGAGUUUCGCUCAGUAUUCGCCUGAUGUCUUUCCUGGAUUGCUGCUGUCAUUACGAUUCCAUGUUCAUGUUAAUUACGCGUCAUGUAUAUGCUCAUGUAUACAGCUACUCCGACAGAGAUCGGUGUGCUAUUUUUAUAAAUAAAGUCAUGAUUCAACGGG
Messenger RNA from Orussus abietinus, 4736 nucleotides. It is a transcript of the gene egh, whose product is annotated as beta-1,4-mannosyltransferase egh. Lineage: Eukaryota; Metazoa; Arthropoda; Insecta; Hymenoptera; Orussidae. The transcript has 4 exons. The record is from RefSeq and is a predicted model, not a curated record. Gene Ontology annotation, cellular component: cytoplasm. Bases 223 to 1593 code for a protein of 456 amino acids. Gene Ontology annotation, molecular function: beta-1,4-mannosyltransferase activity.